AACAGUCAGGAACUGUCUAAACUAAAAACUAAAACUAAAAAGUAAUAUUAUUUAUAGAAAUCUAUUAUAAUAUAAAUGUAGGCCCAUGACGUUAAUUAUUAUUAAUUAUAUUUUCUAGGCUUCACAACAGAUGAUGUCAUAAAAUGAAUGGGUUCUAAAUGCCAGAAGAACACAGUUUACUAAAUGGAUUGUAUGAUUUUGUCAAAAAAUAGGCCUAUAAAAAAUAAAUAAAAGAAUAAGCAGAAUAUAAUGUUGGAAGUAGUAGCAAGUCUCCCGCGAGGUCCAGUCUUUCUUGCUGGGGAAACAAUUGUUUGUGAUGUAACAUUCACAAACACAUCUUCUGAUACUCAUCUCUCUUGUAGGUCAGUGGAUGAAAUACUGGCUUGGUCAAGUGUCCAGAUUAUCUGCCAAUGCACAGUAAGUGAAUCUAGGGUUCUUCUACCUCGAAGAAGUAUUUUGUCCACUGAGGAAGCAUCAACCACUGGCUGUGAAACAUCUUUUGUUCCGAACAAAGGUACACUAAUUUUAUCUGGAGAAGGUGAACGAGGUUUAACUGUUCUGUGUACUAAACCUAAGAUUUUAUUUUGUGAUCUUAAGCUGUCACCUGGUUCUUCAAGAUCUUAUCAGUUUGAGGAAGUGAUCCCCACUGAUGCCCCUCCAUCAUUCAGAGGACAAGCAGUGAAAUAUUCCUACAAGGUUAUAGUUGGCACACAAAGGCUAGAGAAAGCAACCAAAAUGCUCCGAGUACCAUUCAGAGUUUUGGUCUUGUAUGGUCUGAAUGACAUUAGUGUUUACAAUGAGACAGAGGAGAUAGCACCAAGCAAUCCAUUUUUACACAACCACAGAAAAGAAAAUUCUGUUUUAGAUGUUGCACUGCAAGUCAUUUCUACUGUGACAGCCAGGAAGGCUCCUCACUCAUACAACAUCACCAACGCUCGCGGCAGGGUUGCUAAGUUCCUGCUUUUUAAACAGGCUUACAAGUUGGGUGAAGACAUUGUUGGCAUGUUUGAUUUCAGUGUUGGUACUGUCACUUGUGUUCAAUAUUCUGUGACAUUACAAAGUGAAGAGCAGAUCUCAGAAGAAUGUAGACGUAAACCAAGUCAGGGGACAGCUGUGACGUCCUAUGUGAAACAUCAAGAGAUGUGUCUGCACACCGUGAGAACUCACAUGAACAUUCCUAUACCACUGACUGCCACGCCUGGCUUUAUAACUGAUAUUGUUUGCCAAAGGUGGAGGCUCCAUUUUGAAUUUGUGACCUCAUUUGAUGAUGUAAGUGGUCCAGAUAGUUUACCCUCUGAUGGUGAGGAGAGGCAGUGGCAGGGACCAUCAACCCUCAAUGUAGAGACCAUGAUUUGGGACCUGCCCAUUAAAGUUUUCCCCACUAAUCCCAUUCACGCAUCCAGUGUUACCCUACUGAAAACUUCAUCGGCUAUUCAUAUGUCCCAUUAAUUUCAUUUGUAUAGAAUUGAUAAUGUAAAUAGAAAUUGGGAAUGGUUUGUUACGAGGUUGUUGGCUUUAUCUUCCGUUGUAAAACUGAGCAUUAACCUUAAUGUUCAAAGAAAAUUUUCAUGUGCUUUUUUCUAUUGUAGUCUUAGGUUUAGUGGGAUUUUUGUGACCCUUCACUUAAAGACACAAUCCUUGACUGAAACAAUUCAGGUUGAAUGUGAAUAUGUAAACUAAGACUAUACUUGUUACAAUAACACAUUUUUUUUACUACUUUUAGUAGUAAUAUGAUUAUUGAAUGUAUCUUGCUUGUGUGCCAGACAUUCAAUGUGUGUUGCUUAUGUGCAAGAGAGACACCCAACCAUUGCAUGUGUUUCUUAUGUGAGACACCCAAUAAUUAAAUGUGUGUUUCUCAUGCGAGACACCCAAUCAUCAAAUGAGUGUCUCAUGUGAGACAACCAAUCAUUAAAUGUGUUGCUUGUGUGCCAGACACCCAAUCACUAAUUGUGUUUCAAUCCAGUUGAUGUUUGCAGCUUAUCGUUUACCUUACUUUUAAGGGGCAAGGCUGUUAUUUAUUUAUUUACAUAAUUUAUUUUUGGCUAUAGACAUGUUAGGAGACUAGUAUUGUGCAUUUUGUAAAAUAGCAAUAACAACUUGUUACUACUUUUUUUUCUUCUAAUUCCUUUUGGCUCCGAGUUGGAUAGGGCAGUGAUUACAUUUCACUAAUGAACACAAUUAGCAUAUUUGUUAAAUUCGUCAUAAAAUUCCAGCCUCCCCAUCUUUCUUUCAAACAAUCUCCUCUACGGAAUUUAAAUUUUCUUCCUCUAGGUCUUCUCUCCACCCUAAUAUCAUUCUUUUAUUUUGUCCUCCUCUGGUACUUGUCUGCAUAUCUCUCAUAGAUGGCAGUCAGAAAUUUUGUCUGACUAUUGCACUUUCAAGAUGUUAGUACUUUCAUGUACUUCAUCUGUUCCCAGGUGUCAUCAACCUUUUGUCAGACACUUCAAAGAAAAAAAUAUUUCCUUCAUGACUGCUCUUAUAUAAAGAAAAGAUGUGCAUUUAAUUAUUUAAAAAAUCUGCUCUAAUAAGAGGUUGAUGAUAACCUACUCUGUUUUAUUAUUAGCAUAUUGUGAUGUUGGCACUGGCUCAUGAAGACUUUGUCUUGUUACUAUCAGCAUGUUUAUUAUUGUACUAAGUACUUCAGUCAUCAGGAAAACUGCCAAAAAUCAGCUUUUCUCAAAGUUUUGUUUGAAAUCUAUACAAUCUGGCAAUAAAUCCUAAUUAGUAUAUGGCAAUCAGUCAUGAUCAAUGUAUCUCACCAUUGCAAUACUCUAGUGUACCCUUUGACUGGACAAAUAUUUCUGAUACAUUUCAGCCCUGUACACUAUUUUAUGAAAAUAAAAAUGUAAUGUUCACAA
Molecule: messenger RNA, 2858 nt
Organism: Physella acuta
Lineage: Eukaryota; Metazoa; Mollusca; Gastropoda; Physidae
Product: RAB6A-GEF complex partner protein 2
Source: RefSeq, a predicted model, not a curated record